Molecule: messenger RNA, 4630 nt
Organism: Lymnaea stagnalis (great pond snail)
Lineage: Eukaryota; Metazoa; Mollusca; Gastropoda; Lymnaeidae
Source: the annotation of a GenBank genome assembly
GGCAGGGGUAGGGGACAAUUUGGAGGAGGUGAUGGGGGUGGUAGCCGAGGCAGAGGGGGCUUUAAGAGAGACUUUAGAGGUGGAGACAAAGGACCCAACUACAAAAGAUUUAAACAGGAGGAAGAAGUGGAAAGUGACAACUGGUCAACUUCUGACAGGCAUUCAGUAAGUUUAUGAAUUUAUGAGAAUAAUAAUGUUCAGGCCACAAUUCACCAUUAAUUGUUUAUCUUAAUUUGAAUAAUUAGAGAUAAUAAUUUUAAUACCUGGCAUUUUCAAUUUAAGUUUAUAGAAUCAAGCUAGAUAAGUGAUUAAAAUAAAUUUUAACUUCAUAAGGGGUAAUGUUUAAUUGAAAAGAUUAUUCAGAUUUGAAAUAAUGAUUGGUGGGAUUAUUUUUUGUAGGUCAAAAUGGUUCUCUGGAAAAGGAUUUAUUUGCGGAUCGAAUGAAUAUAGUAAUAUAAAAUUAAGUAAUUUAAUUUCGAGCUACCUUUAUGUUACAGUAAGUUUUUAAAAUAAUGAUGACACAACUUUGUUUAAUUAAUUCUUACAGCUGAUGCAGUCCCCAUACAUGGAAAAGGCUCCAGAGAACUUGGAACAAGAUUGGUUAUUUAUUAUUUGUCCAUCUGGUAAACGUCGUAUAAUAGUUGCAGCAAAUGUGAGUAUUUACAACAUAACAUGCAACAAUUUUUUUGUCCUAUUCAUCGUCUUUCAUCAAUGAAUAGGAUCGUAAAUUAAAAUAGCUAUUUCAUUAGUUUCUUUUCAAUUCCAGUACAGUUUGAUGUUUAGUAUAGUCAUUAUUUAAAAAAAACAUAAUUGUGUACUGUUUUUAAUUUACAAAUAAAUUUUGAGCAUUAGUCCAUAUUAUUUGUCUGUGUUCACUUAUCAGUUUAAAAAAAUGUGUAAAGUUCUAAAAUAUAUUAUUUCAAUUCCAUUAGGAUAUCACACAGACCUAUAAGGAUGGAGGAGCAACAGACUUGAAAUUCAAGUCUUGUUUACCAAGUGGGAAUCCUGGUCUGGCAGAAAUUCACAAAUAUGAUGGUCAGUCGACUGUUACGAACCCAAUAUUACCAAGUUGGAUAGCUUAGUUGUCUAGGGGUUACACUUACUCAACAAACCAUUGAUUCAUAGAAGAAACAUCUCUUUGUUAAAUAUAAAACAACUCAUAAAAUCCAACACUUCAGCAAUGCUAUUGUUCCACACCACAAUAACAUUAAUGACGUGGUUGUUUCCCUUGUCGUUUUCCCUUAUGCAAAAUAUGUCACAAAAUGCAAAGCAUGUUACAGCAACAUCUACCCCAAAUACUCUCCGAACCAAGGUGCAUUCACUAAACACAUACAAGUCCUUAACAUCAACCCCUUAACUUCUAAUGAAGGAAGCUUUUUUUGUGAUGAGCAAAAUGAGAUUUGUUAUCUUAUUUUUAAGAAUUUUUAAAAUCAUCUGCUGUGUGUUCAUUUUGCAGAUUAUGCUGGUGUGGACAAAAAUGAAUAGUCUCAUACUGAUAUAGCCCUCUCCUCGCCCACACCCCUUUUUUAUUAUUAAAAUUUUGAACAGUCAAAUUUAUAAUAUUUUAAUAUAAGUAAAUGCAGUUAUCUCCUUUCCAUUCAUAUUAUAUCACAUAACUAUCCUAAGCACAUAUUACAAACUUUACUGAGAUCCAGUCAUUUUAGUGCUGAACCAGAAUUGUUAAAGCCAUGAUUUCAAAGCUGUACUAAUUCAGGAAAUAAGUUGACUGUGCCAUACUUUUUAUUCAUUACAAAAUAUGUUAAUGAUAAUAAGUUCUUCUACAGAACUACUCUCUAAAUAUAUCUAUCAAAGCUCGUCUUUAGAUUAUCACCCUAAGCUUUUUUGGGCUACUAAUGAUUGCAAUGUAAAAAGAGUUCUUUUUUUGUCACUCAUCCAAACAUAUCAUGAGUCUUUCAUCUAAAUUUGGAUUUCUGUUCUGCUUCAGAAAGUUUAAUUUUAUUGUCAAUGAGAAGAUAUAUUUUUUUUAUAUCCUUUUUUUAAAUAACCAGUAAUUAAAAAAAUGUUAAAAAAAUAAUCUGAAAAUCCAAAAUUUCUGUAAAGGGUUGAGUAGGCAAUGAACUCAUGUUUUCCUUGCAAUAUUAUAAUAUCUAGACAAUGACAAGUUCUAUUUCUUAUUCUCCAUGAGUUGUAUUUUCUGUAACAUGCUCUACAAAGUUUGUACUAAAUGAUGAACUCUUUAUGAAGCUCAUCCCUUUUUUUUUAUUAUUUUCUUCAAAUGAUUAAAUUGCAUCUUUAACUUCAAUCAGGAAAAUUAAUUAAUUAAAUUUUUUUUCAGAUUUAACUAUUCUAGACUCUUUGUACUGCCCAGACAAGAAAUGCUUUUACAUCAUAGAUAUGCUUCAUUGGAAACACUAUCCAUAUUAUGAAACAGAGGUAAUAGAUGAAAAGCCUUUGUUUAUAUAAAGAAAAAACAUUUAUAUACAACUUCAAAGGAUUUUAUUGCUUUAUUUAAAAAACAUUCUUGUGUAUAAAGUAAGAAAAGUGGUCAAUAUUUUGUUUCAGUUCAAUGUGUGUCUCUACUAUUUGUUUGGAAUAUUUUCUGUAUUUCUCUAAAUGUACUUGGUGUUAUUGUAAGAAAUGGGUCAUAAGCUAUCACAAUAUUAAGGCCUUUGUUCUUACAAGGUCAAAUUGCAAAAUAUUCUCCAUUAAUGAACUGUCAAAUGAAACUGAAAACUCUUUGAGCUAUUAGGUUUAAAGGGUUUUGAUUUUUAAUUUUUAUAGAAUUUUACCUGAUAUAAAAACCACAAUUUAUUAAAGAAAUAUGCUAUGUCAACAGGCUGAAUUCAGGUUCUUCUGUUUACCUGACAAGUUUUCAGAGUUAAAGAGUCCUUCAGAAGUCUCAGCAAAUAAUGAAGUGAGUCGAGUUGAAUUUAAUUUUGUUAUCAUCUUUAAGACAGUGUAACUUAAGUUAGUUUAAAAAAUUUUAGAAUAAUUUAUUCUGUACACAUGGAAUUUACCAGCCUUCAUCUAAUUAUGUGGUAAAUCUUUAUUUGUUCAGAAUAAGUAGGAUCUUAUUUUAAUCAGUCAUGUUCUCACUUUUUGUGUUGUGCCAGAGGGUUGGGGGGGUGGUUGUACCAGAUAAUAACUAAUAUUUAAAGUACAUUUGUCGAACUUUAUUUUUACAGUAUCCCUUGGAGUUAUUGGAGAAACAUCCUUAUUCACAAUCAAAAUUAGAGUCUGCUCUGAAAUCAGCUGGGCAUAAGGUAAAAGUUUCAAGUGCUUUUCCAAUAUCUAGGCUUAGUCGUACCCUUAAUCUGCAAUAUAGUUGUGAAAAAGAUUUUUUUGAAAAAUAAUAUGCUAUUGUGUUUCCCUUCUCAUUGCUAAUAUGUCAAUGUUCUGACUUAGGCUUCCAGAAUCUUAUGUUUCUCCAUAUUCUGAAGUUGGAAUAGCCCAUGAAUAUUUAUUAGGACUACUUGUUUUGAAAUACCGGUACUGAAUAAAAACUAUUUUUUAUGAGGUUACUUAUCUUGCUACGUGUCCGGCUUAGCAUAUCUUACAGAAUAUAUAUACCAAAACAAUUACAAAUAAAUAAGUGACAAAUCAUAUUCCCAGAACCUUUUUUGUGCACAAACAGUAUUUGACUGUAUAAUUUUUCUUUUUACUAAUUUAAAAAUAUUCUGCUUUCUUUUCAAAUGAUUACAGGUUGAGGGUGUUUUGUUCAUCAAUAAAAGUUCACAAUAUGUUUGCAAGGAUUCUGAAGACACUUUUUGGUUGAAGUUGGACCAAAUUGAGAAAGUUUUAGGUUUUCCAUUGCCAGAGGGAGUUGAAUUUUCUGCAACUUCUGAGGAGGAUGACAAGAAAAAGGAAGAAUGGGAAACAAGGCAAAAGUUAAGGGCUGACAGGGAGGCGGCAAAACAAAAACAAGAUGAAGAAGAACAAGGCAGAGAAAAACAAGAUGAAGAAGAACAAGACAGAGAAAAACAAGAUGAAGAAGAACAAGACAGAGAAAAACAAGAGUCUAAGAAUCAAGAUGCAGAGCAGGAUGAAGUUGAGAGUCCUUCAGGUGCUGCUCAAGAUAAUGAUGAUUGUAAAGAAACCGAACCUGACCAAGAUGAUGGGGUCUGGUCAGCAGCUUAACAUCGGUUCUUUGAGAAGACUAAAAAUGAGGAUUGUAUAUUGUAAUUUAGAGUUAGCACUGCCACUUGACACUGCGUUUAUCAUCAUUAAAAAAUGGGUGACUUAUAUAUCUCAGUCUUGGCCUUAAAAAAAAAUGGGUGACUUAUAUAUCUCAGUCUUGGCCUUAUUGUCAUAAGUUAACUCUGAUUAAAUUAUGUCAGCUUAAAAAAAGCUUACAUGUAAAAAAAGAAUAAUUAUUUUUUGGCACAUUGGCAGCGAAAGUUAACUGAAAAUUGCCAAUGGCUUCAAUAACUAUAUUGCACCAUUUCUGCUUACUGAAAACUACCUCAAGUUAAAGCAAGCUUGAACUAUUGCAAAGGGGUGGAACUCAGGCCAAUGAUAAGUUUGUUAUUUUAUCUUGGUUUUGAUGGGCAAAGCAUUUUUUUUUAUAUUUGUUGAUGUUUGUAAUCAUUGAUUAAAAUGAUUUAUUUGUUGUAUUUAUUUGAAUGUUAUUAAUGUUAAGAAAGUUGGUGACAAAGAAAAUAAAAAGCCA